This is a messenger RNA of Ogataea philodendri, 948 nucleotides long. RefSeq lists its product as uncharacterized. NCBI's taxonomy places the organism in Eukaryota, Fungi, Ascomycota, Pichiomycetes, Pichiales, Pichiaceae. The record is from RefSeq and is a predicted model, not a curated record. The transcript has a single exon. Gene Ontology annotation, molecular function: ATP binding; DNA topoisomerase type II (double strand cut, ATP-hydrolyzing) activity; DNA binding. Gene Ontology annotation, biological process: reciprocal meiotic recombination; meiotic DNA double-strand break processing; meiotic DNA double-strand break formation. Gene Ontology annotation, cellular component: nuclear chromosome. The coding region runs from base 1 to 948 and encodes 315 amino acids.
AUGAUCUCCAGUGUUACUGAAAUCAGAUUCCCCUCGUUGGAUCCCGAAACCAACCUCAAAUUUGUUUGUUAUUUGAAAGUGCUCCGACUACUGUUUGAUCAGCUCUCUGCCAACUCGUUUGUGUCAAAACGUCAAAUAUACUAUCGCGAUGUGACUCUGUUUAAAAAACAGGCCGUGAUCAACCAGUGCAUUGACGACUAUGCGUGCUCGUUUGGAGUUUCCAUCGAAAGUUUGGGGGUGGUUGCAGCACAAAAGGGCAUAAUUUUUGGGGAUCUUAAAUUUUAUUAUAAAGAUAGAUUGGUCAGUAUCGAGAAAACCGAAGGGUCUGCACUCUUGCCGCUGAUUUCACUCAACUCGAACCACGAAGACUUUUCAUUUCUGUCUCCUGCCCCAGAAGAAAUAGUGGUGGUGGAAAAAGAGUCUGUUUUCGCCAAACUGUGUGAUAACGAGAAGGAUUCAAACAAAAUAUUCAUCACAGCUAAAGGAUUCCCGGAUAGGCUCACCAAGAGGUUCUUGUACCAUCUGACCCAACACUAUCCGUCAUCCAGAGUUUCUGCUCUUGUGGAUAGCGAUGUUUACGGACUGAUGAUCCUCAAGGAGUACAAAUAUACUCCGGCAAUCAAAAUCACACAAUCUACAGAUAUCACCAUCAAGCAGGAGACAGAAUGGGCCAACAAAUCGUCCCCCCUGAUUGACGAAACAGGGAAACUACAAACUUGUUGGUACGUUGCCCCAUGUUCAAGACUAAAGUAUAAGGGAACGUUCUUGUUCGACAAACAAAACCAGUUGGGACAUCUCGAUCUUAUACAACGGGAUUUUAACAGUAUGCGGACUUUCCUGCGUACAUUGAUAAACCUACAGGAAGUUUCUCCGGAUAAUGAGCUGGCAAAAGUGGUUCGAGAAGUACAGAUUGGGAUGUUUUUCCUUAAAAAACGCGAGAUGGAUUAG